This is a messenger RNA of Acanthopagrus latus (yellowfin seabream), 5650 nucleotides long. Its product is annotated as immunoglobulin superfamily containing leucine-rich repeat protein 2-like. The transcript has 3 exons. Lineage: Eukaryota; Metazoa; Chordata; Actinopteri; Spariformes; Sparidae. Gene Ontology annotation, molecular function: protein binding. Bases 435 to 2588 code for a protein of 717 amino acids. The record is from RefSeq and is a predicted model, not a curated record.
AACUAGUAUGAUCAGCUCAUUUAGCCCCUUGGCUAAGCUGUUACUCCCAAAGCUAUUUUUAUUUCAGCACAAGUCAAAGGCAAUAGCAUCGUGUGCAGCUGACAAACAGCUUCGGCCAUGGUCUCCUGCAGGCUGAAGUGAAGGUGGUUUUCCCUUUAAAACAUUUUUGGAACGUCGACGCUGUGAGGAGAGAAGAGGACGACGAGGGGAGGAGGGGGAGAUAACUCAGUAUGACAUACAUUCACAGGCAGGAGAGACCCAGAGACGGAUGCGCGUGUUUUCAUCAUGUAAGAUCAGACAGAGACAGCCAGACAGACGGACGGACGGACGGACUCAGUUUCCACCUUCAAACUUCAGAACAGUCUGUGCGCUUUGACUGCAAACACCUCGGGUCGAUCUACAGAGAUAUAAACACAUAAACGCAGGAGGAGAAAAUGGCUGCCGCAGACCUCAUAUACUUCACUCUGUGGAUCGCCGCGGUCGUCACCACUGCACCUGGAUGCCCCGAGCUCUGCCUCUGCUCAGAUAAAUAUGCCCGCCAUUUUGCCGAGUGCUCCUACAAAGACUUGACUGAAGUCCCAGAUGGCUUGCCUCCUAACGUUACCACUGUGAGUCUCUCGGCUAACAUGAUCACCGUGAUACUGUUGGGGAGCUUUGACAAUGUCACCCGGGUAACGUCGCUGUGGAUGGCCAACAAUAAGAUUGUCUCCAUCGAACAAGGGGCCCUCACGCCUUUGGUUCGUCUGCGUAACUUUGACAUCAGCCACAACAGAAUCAUAGACUUUCCGUGGGAGGAUCUGCAGAACCUCACAGACCUGCAGCUGUUGAAGAUGAACCACAAUGAGAUGGUCCACCUGCCGAGGGACGCCUUCUCCAACCUCAAAGACCUGAGGUCCCUGCGACUCAAUAACAACAAAUUCAUAACCAUAGCAGAAGGGACGUUUGACGGUUUGGUGUCUUUGUCCCAUUUGCAGAUCUACACAAAUCCCUUUGUGUGCUCCUGCUCCCUCGACUGGCUCAGAGACUGGAUCUCAAAUGCCACCAUCACAGUCCCGGACCAAAAUUUGAUCGUUUGUGAAUCUCCAGAGAAACUUCGGGGUCAGAUGAUCGGAAAACUGGCUGAAUCGAAGUGCACAAGCCCAAAAGUCACAAUAGAGACGGAGCCAGACUUUCAUAAUGCAUCUUUACGUGAGGGCAACGCUCUGGUCUUGACCUGUGAGUUCACAGGAAACCCGCAGCCGCUCGUCAUGUGGAGUAUUCGCAGCAAAAGCAGGAAACAAGAGCUGGCCCUCUCGUUCACUGAGGAAGACUCGGCAGAAUCUAAUGAGGUCUCCUUGCUGGCCAACAACGCCGUCAGAGUCUUUAAUAAUGGGACUCUUAUCGUUUCACACAUCAGGAGAGACGACAGUGGCAACUACAGCUGCUCGGCCACAAAUGAAUUCGGACGAGCUGAGGAUUCAGUGUCUGUGACGGUGGUGGCUUCACCAAAACCGCCACCCAAAAAACAGCUGACGACGACACCUCCUUACACUAAAACACACCCAUCUUUACACCAAACAGCAGGCAAAACAUCUGCUUUUGAUGCUGUGCGUCUCCCUGAUUUAAAGAGAAAAGACAUAAUGAAUGCCUUGCCCACUUUCCCGCCCCCUGCAGAGAUCAAUUCAAAGUCUUCCGAGGAGGUGACAAGGUAUCUGUCGCGUGCUAGUAAAUGUGGCGUGACGGCUAACACGAGAUACAUUUCUAGCAACGUCUUUAACGGGAGCCUGGACGACAUCAAGCAGUACACAUUUGACUUUGGCGUCAUUGCAUUAGGCGUGUCAGAAACGGAGGCGACAGUGCGACUCAAUCCCCUCCUCAUGCCCAGAGUCAAGAGCGCCAAGCAGGCUGCAACCACAGCUGACACAUCAGAGAGCGUCCAAGACAGUGACGAGAAUGAAGACCUCUCCGACAUUUCUGAAAGAGUCCACAUGAAUGGCUUGUAUCUGUGCGUCACUGCCGACCGAAAACACGCAGCCGUGCAGUGGUCAAGGAUCAAAGAGGGUGUCAACACGUAUCUGUUCAGCGGUUUGCGUCCUGGCACCAACUACUCCCUGUGUCUGACCUACAGAGGGGAAGACUGUGAGGUCCAGGUACUGUUCACCACCAGGAGGAGGGUGCCCAACCUCCUCAUCAUCAUCUCGGUCAGCAUCUGCCUCCUGACCGUGUCCACUGUGCCUCUCCUCGGGGCGACGUGCUUCCACCUGGUGUACAAAUACCGCAGCAAGACGUACAAGCUGAUCCUGAAGGCCAAAGACCAGUACCACAUGGAGAGGAACUUCACCGCCAACUUCAACAUCCACGCGCCCCACACCGAGUCGCAGAGGAAGAUCAACGGCAGCCAGCUGGAUGAGGAGGAGGGGGAGACGGAGAGUGCAGAUGGAGACAAAGAGGCCGAUACUGAGGAGAGUGUCAUGACUGAGUCCUUCAGUUUGUCUCAGUGCAGGGGGAACUUAGACAACUGUGAGGUAGGAUCUGAGUAUAGUGACAGGUUACCUCUUGGAGCUGAGGCAGUCAAUAUUAUAAGCAACUACAAAUAUCCCAAUCAGUAAAAAAUGGCGACUGUUUCUGACAAUACAUCAUUUGUAGGUUGCUUUCACAUUUAUUUCAAGGGUAACACAUUAUGUUUUUUCAGCCUGUGCCAAUGUUCUUUUUAGCCCUGCAAAGGCAGAGCAUAAAUAAUUCCACAGGACUCUGACAAAACUGGACUUUCCAGCUUCAGACCACACCCCAGGCUGCAUCAUUAAGUGACAGGCCACAAGCAACCUGAUUGUCAGUGGAUGUUUUCCAGACAGUUGUUUAUUAAAGGCUGAACGACAGCUGGUUUGGGCUAUGUUCCCCUUGCAAACAAUAUUUAUUUGUAGCUGGAAAUAUCACGGCUUGUUUCCUCCUUUCAAAUGGGCAAUUUUCUGUCAAUCAUUGCACUUCUAAAAGCAAAAAUGGAACCAGUUUGUGUUUCAAAGAGAGAAACUGGGUGCUCAACCAUAUCAAAGUAUAAAAAGGAGGCUUUAAAGCAUUCCGUAUCUGACUCAGCAUCAUAUUUUAUUGGGAUAUUAUUGGUGAUGUAUUUCAGCAAGAGGCCUUCCCCACAGCAUGUUUAGAUAAAUAGGCAUUUAGGGAAAUAGCUAAUCUGCUUUUUGCAGAGGGUUAACAUUACAAAACACUAAAGGAGACAUAAAAUGAGAAUUUUCAGGUUCAUAAUUGUAUUUUGGGUUGCUACCAGAAUAGGUUUACAUGCUUUAAUGCUCAAAAAACACAUCAGUUUCUCAUACUGCCCGGUGCAGCAGAUCUGUCCUCCCCCUCUAUAUGAAACACUCUGUUUUAGCACCUGUCUCUUUAAGGUUCCCCCCUUCCAAAUACCCAGUCUGCUCUGAUUGGUCAGCUCACAGACUCCCGAGUUAGCCUGUGUCUGUGGUUGUCUCUGUCCUGUUUCCAGCCUCCAGUUAGCAUCACUUCUACAGUGAAUUUAGGCGUGGCACGCUGAUGUAAUGUGAUGUCAUUAAGUCACAGAAUUCAAGGCGGGACUGCUGACGAGGAGAAGGAGGUGCUGUUGGUGUAGACUUUGGACUUUUUAACUUUCAAGACCUUUUACAUGCAAAAGAACCUAAAUAAAAUACUUAAGGAAGUAUGCAAAGGUGCAAAAAACCCAAAUAGGUCUCCUUUAACGCCAUGCUACUGUCUGUCAGCGAAUAUGCAGCUACGUCCAGCAGCAACUUAGCCUAGUCUAGCAAAAAGACUUAAUCCAGAUCUGCUCCAAAAUACACAGUGAUAGACAAUCAUUAGAUUCAUAAAGCAGCUAUAAUUUAAGUUACUGAAAAAAUAAAAGGAAAAUGCUCAAAAAUGCUUCAUAGAUAUUAUAUUAAGAAAUCACACAAAUAUGUUAUGACCAGGGUGUAACAUGAAAAUAAGACUCCCCUCUAAUCAGCUCCCAAGAGGCAAGAAAAGCCAUUAUGCAGCCAGUUUAAAGGUUUUAUUUAAAAAUACAGAAACUUAAAUUACUGAAGUGGAGAGAGGAGAGCCCACCGGCCUUUAAACUGCUGAUUAGGAGGCUGGAGCCAACACGUUAAAGACUGUUUAAACAAGUUUUUCAUCUGAGCCUCAAUGUCGGACUGAAAAUAAGUCCUUAAGUCCUAAAUUCUCUGUUUUAAUUCUCAGUUCAUCCUGUUUAAGUUAAUAGCUUUCAGCAACACAGGAAAUGAACAGCUUAGUUGCCCUGACGAGGACAGUAGCAGUUAUUAUUGUGGUGACUUCUAGACAAAAAAAAAAAAAAAAAAAUGUGACAAAGCUUGUGUCGUAUGUGACAUGUAUUGCAUAAUGAUUAGGAAAAAGUAUACUCGAUGUAGGCAGUAGUUAACAGGCUAGCUAUUACUUAAAGAUAGAUAUUCUGCUUCAAACUACUUACAGUCCAUUUGUCAUAUAAAAAGUGCAGUACCUUUAAAAUACAAAAACUCAAUCCUCUCUUAAAGGAGCUUAAAUGUUAAUGUUUCAAAGUGGAAGCCGUUGUGUCCUGCAGCUAGGAGCGCUUUGUCCAGGUAUAUUGUGAACAUAUGACGGUAACUAGUUUCAUGUUUUAAAACAAGCUCUCUAAUCACUGGUGAAACGUGGACAACUUAGUUCGAUAUUAUUCGCAGAGUCUCCUGCAGUGUUACAGUGACAGUACAAUCACUUCUGGGUGUGUAUGUGACGUUGUUGACCCGCUGUAUCUGGGUCAUGUGUCCAUCCUGUUGUAUUUCCCAGAGUGCAGUGUUAGAAGGCCUGCAUGCUGCCUGUCGUUGUGAGUCGCAUUAAGCUGUCUUGUGAAAAUAUUCAGAAUAACUUGUUCGCUGCUGUCUUUGUUCCUGUUUUAUAACCCUGUGAUACAGAAAACAUUGUUUCUACCAAAGUGUUCAAAUAGCCUCUCUCUUAUGUGCCUCAAUAAAGUUUUGACAAAGGAAAACCAAAUGAUUAUCAACUGUCUCCAUGUCUCUCAACAGCUUUUACUCAAGUAGGGCUAUAAAUCCCCAAAAAUCUCUGGCUGAAAUAGAAGUACUCAUUCAACUCCUUUACUCAAGUAAAAGUAGUACAGGCUCUGAAAUGUUCUCAAAGUAUAAUAAUAGUUGAUGAAUAUAAUUCCCAAGAUCAAUACUGAUAUUUUGGGUUAAUCAGUAAUAGAAAAUUAAUAAAAAUUGCAUGAAAUUUGUCACUAGAAAACCAGUAUGAGGAUCACAGGACUAUUAAAGACUUAAUACAUUUUUAUGUGUUUAUACAUUUUAUUCUAUUUCAUUGUAAAAUGGGACGUAAGUUAAGUCAAAUUUAACAGCAUAGUCAUAUUUUCUAUUUGAGCUCUUACUAACUCAGCAGUCACUUGUCAAAUGUUAGGAAAACUGUUUAUUCGUAUAGCCAUUUAAACAGCAAACACAAAAUACAUUAGGUGACAGAAAACUGUAACAUGUUGACGUGAGAAUAUGCAACAUGAUUCGAUUCAAAUGAUUCAUCUCAUGAUAAUUACAAAGCUGAAAUCUGAGUAGAAACUGUUGUGCUGACAAACUUCUUAUGAAUAAUAUUAAGACAUGACAUUUUAUUUAUAGUAAUUGUUAUCAUAUAACACUGUAUAAAGGCUGAAAUGGAGUAUGUU